Plasmodium gallinaceum is the source of this 513-nucleotide messenger RNA. Its product is annotated as conserved Plasmodium protein, unknown function. The coding region runs from base 1 to 513 and encodes 170 amino acids. The transcript has 5 exons. Lineage: Eukaryota; Apicomplexa; Aconoidasida; Haemosporida; Plasmodiidae. The record is from RefSeq and is a predicted model, not a curated record.
AUGAAAUCAGUAAUAAGCAAAAAUAAAAAAAAGGAUGAUGAACAAUUAAUGAAAGCUAAAGAAUUAAAAGAAAAAAUAGAAUCUAUGAAAAAUGAUUUGGUGUCAAAAACAAUAAUUAUGAAAAGUUUAAAAGAACAGAGAGAAAAUAAAUUAGAAAAUAUUAAGAAAUUAGAAAUAGAAAAUAAAACUAGUUAUGAAAACUUUAAAAAUGAAUAUGAACAAAUUUUGAAUCAAUACAAGAACAUUGAAAAGGAAAUAUAUGAAAUGUUAAAUGAUUUAAAAAUGUUGUCAGAAAGAUCAUAUAUAAUAGAAGAAAAGAAAAAAGAUCUUCAUCAUCAGAUAGAAGAAGUAGAAUGUGAAAUUAUAAAACAUUCACAUAUGAUAAAUGACAUAUUAAUUAAAAUAAAAGAGAUAUUUAAAAAAACUCAUAUUCAAUAUCAAUAUGAAGAAGAUUUAAAGCCAUUAUUAAUAAGAUUGCAAGAUAUUAAUAAAAAAGAUGAUAAAAUAAAGUAA